This is a messenger RNA of Sinocyclocheilus rhinocerous, 3613 nucleotides long. Its product is annotated as scavenger receptor cysteine-rich type 1 protein M160-like. The record is from RefSeq and is a predicted model, not a curated record. Gene Ontology annotation, molecular function: serine-type endopeptidase activity. Gene Ontology annotation, cellular component: plasma membrane. Gene Ontology annotation, biological process: zymogen activation. The coding region runs from base 1 to 3267 and encodes 1088 amino acids. Lineage: Eukaryota; Metazoa; Chordata; Actinopteri; Cypriniformes; Cyprinidae. The transcript is spliced from 17 exons.
AUGUGGUUCCUGCUCCUGUAUUUCCAAAUAUCAGCUAUUCAAGGUCUCAGUGUGACUUUGCGCGGAUCCGACAGCCCUUGUAAAGGCCGGCUGGAGGUGUAUAAUGGGCAUGGCGGUAAUAAGCAGUGGGGCUUGGUGUGUCAUUACGGGUGGAUAAAAGAAAAUGGAGAGGUUGUGUGUAAAUCAAUAGGGUGUGGAAAUCAUAUGCACUCUGAUGUAGAAAGGACCCGCUACAAAGAUCCACCUCUACCUCAACAAUAUUGGAUGGAUGAAGUGAAAUGCACAUCUAAAGAAGAGAGCCUUUGGAAAUGCCUAUAUGUUGACAUAAAUGAAAAAGAAAAGUGCGAUGAAAGUAGUUUUGUUGCUGUUGAAUGCUCUGGAAAAGUUACACUGAGUUUGAAUCUGAAUGGGCAGCGUGAUAAAUGUGCUGGUGUGGUGGAGUUCUCGACACCCAACGGCAUCUUUGGGGUCUGUAAUGAUAAAUGGGAUGAAAGUAAAGCAAACAAGAUAUGUCAGGAGCUUGGUUGUGGAGAUCAUCAUUACAUCCCCAAGCUUGGAAUGUUCAAAGGACAACAGAGCAAACCAAAUGUAUUGCUUAAUUGUGUUGGCAAUGAGCAGUACUCUUGGCAGUGUAUGGAGCGGUCAGACUGCCAGGAGCGAGCCAGUGUGAUCUGCAGCAAUCACACCAGGUUCCGUCUACAAGAUGGCAGCGAUGUUUGCUCUGGGUUGGUGGAAGAGAAAACUGUCAAACAAAACUCAUGGAAUCCUCUUCAGCAGACGAACGUGAGGCCUGAAGUCAUCUGUACGCUACUGAACUGUGGUUCCACUGGAAACUUUACAAGCGCUAAUGGAACUAACAGACUGACGUGCUCAGACAGCGUGAAACUCCACAACUUCACAACAGAGUGUUUUGGAGAUGUUUCCAUUGAUGUGAAUGGUGCUAACUAUGAAGUGUGCUACAGUGAUCAGCCCCGUGAAAAUAUGGGGGCGGUGGUCUGUCGAGAGCUUGGCUGUGGUGACAUAGUGCUUGUGAAACAGGGCUCCGUUACUUCUAAUGGUUUGCUGAGUAAUGUUGAGUGUCAGGGCGAUGAGCAGUCACUGUGGCAUUGCCUGGCAAAUCAUGAGAAAAAACGUUGCACGGGAACCAAAGUUAUAUGUUCAGGCAGCUUGGAUGUACGUUUGAGUGAUGGUCUGGGUGACUGUUCUGGACGUGUAGAGGUGAAAUGGGAAGGCUCAUGGAGGCCCAUUGGCUCUGACAGGACCACUAUGAAUUCAGACGUGGUGUGUCAACAUCUCAACUGUGGUACAUCCAUUCAAAUAAAUAGAGAACUUUUCAUUGAAGGAGAAAAGGAGCCACCGGAAUGGCUAUGGAAUGUCAAGUGUAGAAACUCUUCAGUAAAGCUCCAUGAGUGUUUCGACAAUACUAACUUGAGGCUACCACGUCAAAACGAGAAAAACAUAGAAAUCAUUUGCAAAAAGGAAGAACUUAAGUUCUUUGAAGGCAAUUCUCCCUGCGAGGGAAAAGUGUGCAUCGAGCAAUUUGAUGGGUCAAAGAGCGUGGAGCCUCGAGUGGCACUUCAAAACCCCCUUGGAGAAAAAUGCUGGGGAAUGGUGAAGGUCUGCGGAGAUGUCAAGUGUGGAGGGGUUUGCAGCAGCACUUGGAGAACAAAUGAAGACUCCAAAAUGAUCUGUGGGAACCUGGGCUGUGGAAAUCCAAUUCAGGCCCAGUUACCACUUCAGAUAAAUAAUCGACCUGCCACUUACCAUAAUUGGGAACGAUUGCUCCUCUAUAAUAAGGAAGGCGAAUGCAGUGGUCCAGUAUAUGGUCUGCGAGAUGGGAACACACAGCAAGUCAGCGGGCUUGGAUGGGGCAGAGAGGAAGGACAAAAGCUGUGCGAGUAUCUACAGUGUGGAAAUUACAUAUCACACUCCACUAUAAUCAAAAACACGAACGAGUGGUGGAAGAAGACCUAUAAUUGCUCAGGGAAGAAUAAUAUUUGGGAAUGCGAGAGCAAUGAUCAGCCCAUCCAGAAUCAGCAGCAGUUAAACAUCCAGUGUGAACGUAAAUCUCCGAACAUUAUGCUCUCAAACAACUGCACAGGCGAGGUGCUCAUAGAUAAAGAGCAUGUGUGUGCAUCCCAGUGGGAUUAUGGGAUGUCCGACAAGUUAUGUGACAACCUCAAUUGUGGUAAGGCCAUCCACAGCUGGGCCACAGUCUCUGCUAAAAAAAAUCGCUGGCAUUUCAGCUGCACUGGCAAGGAGACACUGUUGUGGCAGUGUGGCUUUAAAAAUGACAGCUGUAAGAACAUCCUCUCUGUGGCCUGCAAAGAUAGUGUUGAAUUCGGCACUACUGAGAAGUGUGGCGGGAAGCUUGGGAUCAGGUAUAAAGGGCAAUGGGAAUAUGUCUGUGGAAAACUGACUGAGGCUGAUACCAAGAAGGUUUGUGAUGUGCUUAAGUGCAACGAUAGUGGAGAACUACUGCUGGAUGAACAGAAAAUAGCAAAUGAAAUAAAGGUGAAAAUUGAUUGCCCAAAAAACCAUUACAAGAUUUUUCAGUGCAUGCACCAUCUCAAAAAAGAUAAAUGCAGUCAUGGACCUGCUGAAAUCAUAUGUGAAGGUUAUACUCCAAAAGAUAAUUCUUCAGUGGGUCUGAUAUUGGGUCUGUUAGGAGGCGUGCUGGGGUUGCUGAUUUUGUUUUUAAUGUGGGCAAAUCGGAAACGCCUACUUUUAGCCUUAAGAUAUUAUAGAAAAAAUAAUGGCAAAGACGUCAACCCGGAUGUGAAUGAAAUGGAUAAGAUGGAUAGAGAGGACAGAGAUUUGUCUGAAGGAAAGGCAUCGUUUUUAGAUAAUGAUGACUACGAGGAUGUGGAUUCUGUCAUGGACAAGUCAGGAGAGGAGGAUGAAUAUGACAGAAAGACAGGUUCUUCUGGGACAGAAUAUGAUGACAUUGAGGGACAAGCCAAUGGAAUCUCUCCUUCUCAAACCCACCAUGAUGAUGACCUCAACCUCCCUCUCCUUCCCAAGAGACCCGAGAACAUUCUUGAUCAGGACACCUAUGAAGUGGAGAUAGAGAAACAGGAGGACUAUGAUGAUGUCAUACCUGUCGAGGCUGCAGCCAAUGAAAAUGCAGGGACGACAGGCACUCAAGCACAUGUAGAUGUAGACGUGGAUGAAGGUGCAGAUUCAGAUUCAGAUGCAGGUUUAGUUGCAAAUGCAGAUGCGGUAUUGGUGACCACAGAGGUAGAAGUUCACGCUCAAGCAGAGUAAUGAAGCAGCCAACGUGACCAAAUUGUUCUUAAGAGAUAAGAUUGGGUGUUCUUAUAUCAGUAGAAUAUUGGGAAGAAAAUAUGGAUAAACAAAUGCUGUUUAAUUAUGCUAGCUCUGAAGAUGUAUAAAAGAAGGGACACGUUUGGAAUAACAAAAUCUUUAAUUAUCGUCACAACAGCGUAUGAACUGAUGAAAAGAGCUCAUUUUUGUGCCGACAAACCAGUCAAACGUUUUGUCAUUCUUUAGUUUUUGAUGUGUAGUUUUGAUCUGUUUGCUUUUAGUCUGUUAAAGCUCAUGAGCAGGCCCACAUGAACUCAGCAGAAAACCUUGAAAUUAAAACGUAAUA